AUGAAAUUUUUUGGAAUCGUAUUUGGCUUAAUUGCCAUCGCUCAUGGAUUUCCAACGAAUUCUACGAGCAGGAUUCAUGGCGGCGUCGAAACAACAAUCGCCAACCAUCCGUACAUGAUCUUCAUGUAUAUUCCAAAUGCCGGCGCUGGCGGUGCUUCCAUCAUCUCCCCGGAAUGGGCUCUCACAAAUGCCUUGAACCUCGUUGCGUAUCCCGCUGCUAAUUCCAUCACGUUUCGAGCUGGAAGCUCAGAUCGCACAUCUGGCGGAUUAGUCGUUCGUGGCACGGAAUAUCACAUGCACCCGGAAUACAAAAUGUGGAAGGCGGGAUAUGACGUUGCUGUUGUCAAAGUUUCGCCAUCUUUCGAGGGAAUGAACAUCAAACCAAUUCCCUUGACUGAAAGUCGGGAUGAACUCGAAACGGGAAGUUUGGUCGGAAUAACUGGAUGGGGAUCAACUGAAACCGGAUCUCAGCCAAUUAUUUUGAGAACAGUUUCGGUCCCAAUUAUCGAUGACGAGAUUUGCAGAGAAUAUUGGGAAGAUAUUUGGGAUGACUCGAUGAUCUGUGCUGGCGAGAAAGGCAAAGAUCGAUGCGAGAUGGACAAAGGAGGUCCAAUGGUGAAAGAUGGCGUGCAAUACGGAGUUGUUUCUUUCUACAAAACAUGCGGCGAUGGAACUCCAGCAAUUUAUGCGAAAUUAUCCAAUCCAGCAAUCAGAAAUUUCAUUCGAAUCCAGACCGGCGUUUAA
Molecule: messenger RNA, 744 nt
Organism: Culicoides brevitarsis
Lineage: Eukaryota; Metazoa; Arthropoda; Insecta; Diptera; Ceratopogonidae
Product: trypsin-7-like
Exons: 3
Coding region: 1-744 (247 amino acids)
Biological process (GO): proteolysis
Molecular function (GO): serine-type endopeptidase activity
Source: RefSeq, a predicted model, not a curated record